AUGACGGGCAAAGCCGGGGAGGCGCUGAGCAAGCCCAAAUCCGAGGCAGUGGCCAAGAGUACCUCGGGGGGCGCCCCGGCCCGGUGCACAGGGUUCGGCAUCCAGGAGAUCCUAGGCUUGAACAAGGAGCCCCCCAGCUCCCACCCGCGGGCUGCCCUAGACGGCCUGGCCCCCGGGCACCUGCUAGCGGCUCGCUCUGUGCUGAGUCCGGCGGGGGUGGGUGGCAUGGGGCUGCUGGGGCCCGGGGGACUCCCCGGCUUCUACGCGCAGCCCACCUUCCUGGAAGUGCUGUCCGACCCGCAGAGCGUCCACUUGCAGCCGCUGGGCAGAGCGUCGGGGCCGCUGGACACCAGCCAGACGGCCAGCUCCGAUUCGGAAGAUGUUUCCUCCAGUGACCGGAAAAUGUCCAAAUCGGCGUUAAACCAGACCAAGAAACGGAAGAAGCGGCGGCACAGGACGAUCUUUACCUCCUACCAGCUGGAGGAGCUGGAGAAGGCGUUCAACGAGGCCCACUACCCAGAUGUCUAUGCCCGGGAGAUGCUGGCCAUGAAAACGGAGCUGCCGGAAGACAGGAUACAGGUCUGGUUCCAGAACCGCAGAGCCAAGUGGAGGAAGCGAGAGAAGUGCUGGGGCCGCAGCAGCGUCAUGGCGGAGUACGGGCUGUACGGGGCCAUGGUGCGGCACUCCAUCCCGCUGCCCGAGUCCAUCCUCAAGUCUGCCAAGGACGGCAUCAUGGACUCCUGUGCCCCGUGGCUCCUGGGGAUGCACAAAAAGUCGCUGGAGGCGGCGGCCGAGUCGGGGAGGAAGCCCGAGGUGGAGCGCCAGGCCCUGCCCAAGCUCGACAAGCUGGAGCCGGGGGAGCGGGGUCCCGAGCCGCAGGCGGCCCUCUCCCAGGAGGAGCUGCGGGAGCACAGCAUCGCGGCGCUGCGGGCCAGAGCCCAGGAGCACAGCACCAAGGUGCUGGGGACUGCGCCGGCGCCCGGCAGCCUGGCCCGCGGCGCCGAGGAGCCCGAAGAGGCGGCGGCGGCGGCCGGGGACGAAGACAGGCCGGCCGGGAAGCUGAGCCCCCCGCGGCUUGAGGACGUGGCUUAG
This is a messenger RNA of Lepus europaeus (European hare), 1092 nucleotides long. RefSeq names its product visual system homeobox 2 (gene VSX2). Gene Ontology annotation, biological process: regulation of transcription by RNA polymerase II. The transcript is spliced from 5 exons. The record is from RefSeq and is a predicted model, not a curated record. Gene Ontology annotation, cellular component: nucleus. Gene Ontology annotation, molecular function: DNA-binding transcription factor activity, RNA polymerase II-specific; sequence-specific double-stranded DNA binding. Lineage: Eukaryota; Metazoa; Chordata; Mammalia; Lagomorpha; Leporidae. The coding region runs from base 1 to 1092 and encodes 363 amino acids.